Messenger RNA from Parastagonospora nodorum SN15, 588 nucleotides. RefSeq lists its product as hypothetical. Gene Ontology annotation, biological process: intracellular protein transport; retrograde transport, endosome to Golgi. The transcript is spliced from 3 exons. The record is from RefSeq and is a predicted model, not a curated record. The coding region runs from base 1 to 588 and encodes 195 amino acids. Gene Ontology annotation, cellular component: retromer complex; endosome. NCBI's taxonomy places the organism in Eukaryota, Fungi, Ascomycota, Dothideomycetes, Pleosporales, Phaeosphaeriaceae.
AUGGCGUCGCGACUAGUGCUGGUCCUCGGCGACCUGUUCAUACCAGACAGAGCAGCAUUCAAGAAGCUCCUUGCGCCGGGAAAGAUUGGCCAGAUCCUGUGCCUGGGCAAUAUUACCGACCGCGAAACCUACGAGUUCCUGCGCGCCAUCGCGCCAGAUCUACAAAUUGUCAAGGGCGACUUCGACGUCGAAGCUCCCAACCUCGCGCUGUCAAAGGUCGUCACACACGGUUCGCUGCGUAUAGGCUUCACACAUGGGCAUACCAUCAUACCACCAGGCGAUGGUGAUAGUCUGUUGAUUGCGGCACGGCAAAUGGACGUCGACGUGCUGCUCUGGGGCGGCACGCACAAGUUCGAGGCAUAUGAGAUGGAAGGCAAGUUCUUCGUGAACCCGGGGAGUGCAACGGGGGCUAUGACGACGGGAUGGUGGACGGAGGACGAAGACCCCACACCGAGCUUUGUGCUCAUGGAUGUCCAGGGCGAUGUGCUUGUGCUCUACGUCUACCAGCUAAGGAAAGACGCAGAAGGCAACGAGAACGUCGCGGUGGAAAAGGUGUCAUUUCGGAAAAAUGGCGGUGGUGUAUCAUAG